UGGAGCAGCGAUCAUAAACCUCAAUGCAGGCAAACAAUCAGAGAACGAAUGUAAAGCUCCAACGCCAGCCAGACAAAGUAGCCAGAGCGUGGAGCUACUUCCAGCCGGGCACAAUCUCUCUGAUUAGUUGGCAUCGUGAACUGAACAGCAACGCAUCGUUUUGUGGUCUAGACAUACGCAUAGAAGCAACAUGGCAGAAGUAAAGCAAGAGGAUAUCGAGGAGUUGUAUAACUUUAUCUAUCCCCUGGCCAUCGAGGCAGGCGAGAUCCUCAUGGAGGGCUAUGAAAUGGCCAGUAAAAACGUCUCCAUCAAGGGCGAUUUUUACGAUGUGGUCACCGACUACGACAACAAGAUCGAAGACUUUCUCAUGGAGAAGAUACUGGCCAGCUAUCCGGGGCACAAGUUUAUCGGCGAGGAGGCGACGGCCAAGAACAACAACGUGUCCGGGGAACUGACGGAUGCGCCCACCUGGAUCAUUGAUCCCAUCGACGGCACAUCGAAUUUCAUUAAGCAGAUCCCGCACGUUUGUGUUUCGAUUGGUUUGGCCAUUAACAAACGGAUAGUGCUGGGUGUGAUCAAUAAUCCUGUUCAGAAAAAGCUCUUCACAACGAAAUUGGGUCAAGGUGCCUUUUGUAAUGGGAAGCCCAUCUGUGUGAGCAGCUGCGAGAGCAUCAAGGAUGCCAAUGUGGCCUACGAAGUGUCCCUGCUGCAUGUUCACUCAGUAGCCAACAAGCACAUCAAAAGGAUCUACCAUGUGGGAUUAAAUGCCAGACGACUUGUGGCCUAUUCUUGUGUGGUGGAUGAGCUGUGCAUGGUGGCGGCUGGCAAUCUGGAUGCCUUUUACAUCGAGGACAUGUAUCCCUGGGACUGUGCCGCCGGUUCCCUACUGGUAAAGGAGGCGGGAGGCGUGGUAACGCAUCCAUUUGGUGGCCCCUUCGACAUAAUGAAGCCGGAUCUUAUUUGCGCCGGAACGGAGAAGUUGCGCAAAGAGAUUGAAGACCUUUUGCGCAAGGCCGAUCAGGAGGAGUCGGUGGGGGGCAAGCCAGUACAGAAGUAAUUUAGGAAAGACACACACAAAAAUUGUUGGCAAAUUAAAAAGCUCGAGGUUAGCUGCACUUGACUUUGGAAGCUCUGCUCGUGGAGCUUUAAGAUAUCAUUCAGCUUUGAUCGCCGAAACCCUGAUAAACACAGUUCACAAAAAUGGCGGGAAAGCAAACAACUCUCUGUUCAGACUUUACUUUACUAAUGAAUCAUUUUGUUACCAUAAUUUUAAACCUAAAUCUGCCAAAUAAAUCCCUAUAAAGAAGUACAAAAAGGUGUUUGGUAAUUCUAUUCAAAGAAUCUCAAAGAUUUUCUAACUUUUUCUCAACAAAUUAAACUCCUUUGAGGAAGUUUAGAAAAAGGAUUCAUUGAUUUUUUUUAAACAAGUUUUUAUAAAUUUGUUCUCUUACCAAUUUUAAAGAUCAGUUUAGAUUGAAGGAAACAAUAAUGAAAACAUUCUUAACAGAUAUCAAAAGAUAGAAGCUAUCUUUCUAAACAUUGUAUAAAAGAUACGUAUACAACCGGGUCUUCAAAGUUAUCGAACAUUUUUUAAGAUAAAACUGAAAUUUUGAACGUAGUUUUUUUGUGUUCAAAAAGCUUUUUAGGUAAGCAAUAAUCUUCAAAAAUAAUCUGUAGGUAAAUUAAUCUUUUAAAAUAAAACCUAGGAGCUAUCCAAGGAUCUUUGGAUUCUUAAAAGUUAUUUUCAAUGGAUGAUCAAAGCAGUAUGGGAAAAUCUCUGGACUGUGGAUAUACCAGACUGGGAGGAUUUUAGAGUGUUCUAACCAGUGGUGUGGUCUUACACCUGUUCAUAGAUUGAAAUUA
Molecule: messenger RNA, 1863 nt
Organism: Drosophila rhopaloa
Lineage: Eukaryota; Metazoa; Arthropoda; Insecta; Diptera; Drosophilidae
Product: inositol monophosphatase 2
Exons: 2
Coding region: 191-1057 (288 amino acids)
Biological process (GO): signal transduction; inositol metabolic process; phosphatidylinositol phosphate biosynthetic process
Molecular function (GO): inositol monophosphate 1-phosphatase activity
Source: RefSeq, a predicted model, not a curated record